GGCAAAGGGUUUUAGCCAUUGAAUGUGGAGGCUUAUUAGAUGCUCCAUCAGCAACGCCGCCAAUCCUUUCACAAGAAGGGCACAUGCUGGCGAUUGCACUAGUUUCAAAACUUUGAGACCUGAAAUCUCUUUCCGCAGACAGGGCCGAAGUUGAAGAAGAAGCAACGCAUGAGAAGAACGUCGGCAGUGCAGAGGAAAAGGCUGGAGAAGAGCGAAUCUUUCAUUAAUUUUUCUUUUCCUGCAUCUACGGGAAGCAAUUGAACGGAAGAGACGAGAUGGACAGUAAAACUGAUUUGUUCGAGCCAUAUCGGGCAGCCCUGCAGGGCGAUUGGGAAUUUCUGCAGCAUUUCUACAUGAAAAAUGAUGAUAAUGUUGAUUUGCUGGUAUCUCCUCUAACGGCCGCCAGGGACAAUGCAUUUCACUUAGCAGUGUUCAGCAAAACAAAAGAACCACUUCAAUCUCUACUUAAUUUAUCCGAAAAAGAUCCUAAGGUGAAAUAUGGGUUUUUAGAGCAGAAUGGCUACGGGAACACACCUCUUCAUGAGGCUGCAGCCAAUGGGAACAUGGAGGCCGUAAAGGCCUUGGUCGAUCAUUAUAGUAAGCUCCCCAAGGAAGAUAUUAAUGUAAAUAAAACUGAGGAUGUGCGCCCCGGGAAAGUUGAAAAAGAUCAAAAUAAGAAUGAGCUCCUUGAGGCUGUGAAACAUAAAGCUGAAACCCCGCUGUUUAAAGCUGCUGCAUUUGGGAGAAUAGAAGUGGUGAAGUUUUUAGCUUCAAAAUCAUUAGAAAAUAUAGAACAAGGACUAGAACGGAAAAAAGUAACAAAGCUUAAAAGCGUUCACUACCAAAAUCAACGCAUUCUGCCUUGUGCCACCGAAGGGAAAACAUUCGUGAAAAAGCCUGAUGCCUCCAUUCUGCACGUUGCCAUCACGGGACACCACUUUGAUACGGCUCUAUUUUUACUGAAAAAGGAUGAAUCGUUAGCAACACUCAAGGACGUAGAUGGCAGGACCUCUCUUCACCUACUAGCAACCAUGCCCUCAGCUUUCAAAAGUGAAUAUCGAUGGGGCACAUGGAUCCACAGUGUCUUGUAUUUCUGGUGGCUUAUAUUACUGGGCAAAAACUGUGCACUAGCAAUGAGAAACAUGUUGGAACAGAAGAGAAAGCGUGAACUUGCUUUGAAACUAGUGGAGAAACUAAUAGAAAAAGAUUCUUCUUGGGACGAAACCAUUAAUAAGGAAGUGAUGAUUUAUGAAGACCAGGGUAUAGGAAUUCCUAUCCAAGCCGAAGGAAAUUAUACGACAAUCCCGUUAUUGCUGGCGACUGAAAGAGGAAUAGUAGAGAUUGUGAAGAAGAUACUAGGAGUAUAUCCUCCUCUAGUUGAGCAUGAAAACGAUCUGAAUCAGAACAUACUGCAUGUGGCAAUUAAGCACCGUCAUUAUGAGAUCUUUAAUAUUGUGAAAAAUAUGAAAAUACCAAUGGCAAGGUUAGUCCGAAAGGUUGACAGAAAUGGCUACACCAUUUUACACCAUGCUGCAUACAUGGAGGAAAAGACUACAAAAAUAAUUCAACCUGGAGGACCUGUAUACCGACUCCAAGAAGAGAUGGAGUGGUACAGACGUGUAAAGGAGAUAAUGCCCUCCCACUACGCCGACUUGCGCGAUAUGGAGCAUGGCAAGACUUGCGAAGAGCUAUUCAAAAUGAAGCACGAUGGACUUCUCAAGCAAGCACAGGACUGGAUAAAAGAAACUUCUCAGUCUUGCUCUGCAGUGGCUGUUCUCGUUGCUACACUGGUCUUCGCAGCUGCCUACACUGUGCCUGGAGGUUCCAAUGAAAAGGGGUAUCCAGUUUUCCUCAACAGCACUCCCUUCUUGGUUUUUAUAAUCAUGGAUUGUAUUGCUUUAGCCUGCUCCUUGACCUCCGUUGCAAUGUUCUUGUCCAUCCUCAUAACGCCUUAUACGUAUUAUGAAUUCCACCACAAUAUCCCAAGAAAACUCACAACAGGUUUCUGCUUGCUCUACAUUUCAUUGGUUACAACAAUGAUUACAUUCGUGGCAACAUUAGUGCUCAUAAUUCGUUUGGAAAAAGCACAUCAGAUCACCACUCUCAUUUAUACUGCUGCUUUUUUACCGGUCAGCGUAUUUGCACUCGUGAAUUCUCAUUUGUAUGCUGUGUUUGAGAAAACUUUUUUGUUACCUGCGUAUGAGAAAACUUUGCUCAAGUUGUAUCAUAGAUUGUCUAAAAGUUGGUGUGUCACAAAGCCUUCACAGCCUAAGAAGCAAGCUGCCGGACAGGGUUCCAUUGCAGACCAAGCAGCUCCUGAAAAUCCAAUCGCAUACAGAGCAACUUCAGAACGACAGUCAAUUGUCUAAGAAGAAUGUUAAUGAUAAUAAGCCUGAGCUCCCAGUCUGAGAUUUGAUGCUGACAAGUCUCUGAGAUAUUAAGUCUGUUUUCAUUAUAUUGGUUUUCACUUGAGUUAAGAGUAAGUGUCAAAUAAGAGAGUAUUUUACUCUGUUCUAUACGCAAGUAGUGAGUGUUUUUUAACAGUUAUAUUAAGUUCAUAAAUUCAAAACAUUUGAUGUAUUUUUAUCAUAUUUCAAUAAGAUUCUUAUUUUCUAAA
Mangifera indica (mango) is the source of this 2617-nucleotide messenger RNA. RefSeq names its product ankyrin repeat-containing protein ITN1-like. The record is from RefSeq and is a predicted model, not a curated record. NCBI's taxonomy places the organism in Eukaryota, Viridiplantae, Streptophyta, Magnoliopsida, Sapindales, Anacardiaceae. Bases 276 to 2369 code for a protein of 697 amino acids. The transcript is spliced from 5 exons. Gene Ontology annotation, molecular function: protein binding.